Blastomyces dermatitidis ER-3 is the source of this 1179-nucleotide messenger RNA. RefSeq lists its product as uncharacterized. The record is from RefSeq and is a predicted model, not a curated record. Bases 1 to 1179 code for a protein of 392 amino acids. NCBI's taxonomy places the organism in Eukaryota, Fungi, Ascomycota, Eurotiomycetes, Onygenales, Ajellomycetaceae. The transcript has 8 exons.
AUGUACCGUGGAAGAGACAUUGCGGUCUAUCUGGAAAGACUUGAAGACUCUGGUGCUGAAAUGCCGCCCUUAAUGAACGCGAUGGCCCCCAAUGUUGUUAAACCCACAUAUUGUGUUUCUCCAUAUAUUUUGCAUGACCCUGGUAUUGAAGAUGGGGCACCGUUACGGCUACUCUUAGCAGCCAUCCUAACCAAAGAGGGCGUUGAAGAGCUGUUCGCUCUUCUUGGAUCUUCCAGUGUGGAGGAUCAGCUUAAAAACCUUUGGCUGAUGGGACCAUCAGCGCGUAAUGCUUUCCACCGGGGGCAGAUUUACAUUUUCAAGUUGUUGUGUCUCGAAAGUGACAAUGGCAUCCGGUCGACUCGGAACAAUAACGGGGCUACUGGGGCAAAAGAGCUCGAUCACCACCAGCGCACUGCUGGUAGAAGGGCCGACCAACCGCGGGACCCCCAACACCCCCCCUCGGACCAGCUACCACAGAGGCACACUCCUGGGAUGUCUCUUGACACUGUUAAAAUGUCCAGGGCUACUGGGGCAAAAGAGCUCGAUCACCACCAGCGCACUGCUGGUAGAAGGGCCGACCAACCGCGGGACCCCCAACAUAACAAAGGAUCCCAAGAGUCAUCCCCUACCAACUGUAUUGCUCUUAAACUUUCACCGUCGAAUUUUUGUUGGGCUAUUGGGUCCGUGGGAAUCUUCUUCCUCCGAAAUUUCCUAUCUAUUCUACCUAAAUUUGUUCGACUAGCACUUUACAAUUUCAUCGACCGGCAAUUAGAUUCCCGAGACCCCACACAAACAGAUCAACCAGUAAAGUACCUCCCACUCGGUCUUUGUCUUAAGAGAGGCCGUCGAAUCGACGAAUCCUCUGGUUUCGUUCUAAUGACACAAGUCUACGGACAUGCUCUUAACCAAGUCUACUAUCGAAUAACGCACGAGGAACUUGAACAGAUAGCAAAAGACUUGGCGCGGUGGAUAACGGAGCUGCGCAAAAUCCCUAACAAAUCGAAGCACCUCAUUGCAAAUGCAUCUGGAGGCCCAAUCUGCGACCACAUGUACGAAGGCCGCACACUAGGCCCUUUGAACUCAACGGCAGAAUUCGCCGACGAUCUCACUCAAUUCCUCUUUCAGCCCGAGCAGCAUAAACAUCAGCCGCCCAUUGCCACGCUAUACGAGAAGAAGUAA